This is a messenger RNA of Closterium sp. Yama58-4, 1449 nucleotides long. The record is from the annotation of a GenBank genome assembly. Lineage: Eukaryota; Viridiplantae; Streptophyta; Zygnematophyceae; Desmidiales; Closteriaceae.
AUGCGUCGCAUAGUCGUCGCAGUGGACGGCAGCGACGGUAGCGACAUGGCCGUUCACUACGCGCUGCAGCGAAUUGCGGACCCGCUCACGGACCACCUCUUUCUCCUCCACGUCAAGACACCUCGCCACCUGCCAUCCGACUCCUUGCCUGCGUCCUCGCCGACUUGCCUGCCGUCGUCGCCUCGCGCAUCGUCAUUCGCACGACGAGGCAACGUCAAGGAUCACACCGCAACAGCCGCCGCCGUCACUCAACCCACCAACGGUCGAUAUUCACGAAAGCGUCAACAUGAUUUCCAACCCGUUUCCGCAUGGCCUUCCGCUUUUUCGGGGCCAUCCGAAUCGUAUCAUGCCGCUCGCUCGUCGUCCGCUUCCUUCGGCGCUUCCACCGACCGCGCCGCCGCUCUCCUCGCGUCGUGCUUUCUCGACCCCGCCGCCGCCGCCGCUCCAGGCGCGCCGGUUGCUCUCACGCCGUGGCAGAUGUCUCGCGCUCCUAUUGGACGGCUCAGCGAAAGCGGUGCCGGCGCCGGCAUCGGCGGAGGCACUGGCGCGGAGCCUCUGCGGCAUGUGCGGCGGCGGAGCGUGGACGGGUUGCGCUUGAGCGGAAGCUCCGCCUCCGCCGCACCGGAGUCGGCGGAGAUGCGCAAAGCGGCGGUCGCGGCGGCGCUGAUGCUGGAAAGCGCGUUCGAAUCGUCGGGAGGCGCAGCAGCAGCCGCGCGUUUGGAUGGCGCCACUGUUGCUGGUACGGGUGAUCAAAAGGCGAAAGCAGCGUCUGCAGCUUUGUGGAGUCGCAUGGAAGGAGGUUCAGAAGGCAGCGGUAGCGUCGACAACAGGCAUGGCGUAUCUCUCCCCGCUGUGCACUGCUUUCCUGGCGGUUUCGGCGCCGUGAAAAGCGGCGAGAAGCGCGCCGUCGCGGCGAAUGCGGGCACGGGGAGCGACGACUGGGCCAGCAGGUUUCGCGGGGCGGACGCGUACGGCGCCGCGGGUGGCGCGUGGUGCGGCGGAAGCGGAGGGUCGGUGAGGGCGCAUGGGCGUAGACUGGGACGGCCGAUGAGGCAGCAGCAGCAGCAACACAUGGACGUCAAGGUGGCGCGCUGGUUGGAGCGGUUCGCUCGGGAGGCGGAGCAGAUGGGCGUCGCAUGUGACACUGCCGUGGUUGAGGCCAUGGACCCCUGUGCGGCGGUGCUGUGUCGCGUGCACGCAGUGCAUGCCCACCUCCUCAUUCUCUCAGGCCAUCUCGCUGACUCAGCUGGUGGCGCUGCUGCCUUUGCUUCCGAACCCCACACCUCUCCUGCUCCUCCCGUAGCUGCUGCUGCUGCUGCGCGGGGAGGGUUGGGAGGAGUGGGGGUGCGUGGGAAUGGAGGGGUUGAGAGCGGGUGUCCUGUGCUGGUAGUGAGGCCAGGAGGGAGAGGGAGGAUCAGGGACCAUCGCAGUAGCUUGAUGGAGUUCUGA